Molecule: messenger RNA, 1180 nt
Organism: Lycium barbarum (goji berry)
Lineage: Eukaryota; Viridiplantae; Streptophyta; Magnoliopsida; Solanales; Solanaceae
Product: 3'-5' exonuclease
Exons: 6
Coding region: 66-944 (292 amino acids)
Biological process (GO): nucleobase-containing compound metabolic process
Molecular function (GO): 3'-5' exonuclease activity; nucleic acid binding
Source: RefSeq, a predicted model, not a curated record
GCCCUCUAGUUUAUUUUUAGCUGCAAAAAACCCCCGCCUUUUUUUUUCCUAGUCUUUUAGCAAAAAUGGAAACUCCUAUUUGUAGCGAAUUAAACGAUUUGGAUAGACCAUUUACAGAAGAAGAACUCCAACAAAUCGAUGCUGCCUUUGAAUCUGCUACAAAGAGACCCAACAAUUCUGGCGCAGGCCAUAAGUCUCGCCGGAAAAGUCGCCGGAGAUUGCCGGAAUCUCUUUUCGUUUAUAAUCAACAAAAUGAAGGUUCCAGUACUACGCCGUUGAAUCGUUGUACUAGAAAUCGUUCCAAUACUUCUAAUCAAGCAGCUAAAUUAGUGAUGCAAUACCCGGAAAUAACUUUUAAAGGACGUGUUAUAUAUAGCAGAACUACUAGAGAGGUGGAGAAAUCUGCAGUCGAGCUGUUUAAUUUUGUUGAGGAAAAGAAGAGGAAAGAAGGGCAUGUUGCUCUUGGAUUUGACAUUGAAUGGAAGCCCACUUUUAGAAGAGGUGCGCCAACCGGGAAGGCUGCUGUUAUGCAGAUAUGUGGUGACAAGGUUAAUUGCUAUGUUUUGCAUAUUAUCCACUCUGGAAUCCCUCAAACUCUGCAAUCUCUUCUUGAGGAUCCAACUGUUGUGAAGGUGGGUGUUGGCAUUGCAAAUGAUGCUUACAAGGUUUACCGAGAUCAUAAUGUCUUUGUAAAGACUUCGGAAGAUCUGUCUGAACUUGCCAACAAAAAGCUUGAUGAUCCCAAGAAGUGGGGUCUAGCAUCACUAACUGAGAAGCUUCUUGCCAAGCAGCUCCCUAAGCCAAGUAAUAUCAGGUUGGGGAAUUGGGAGGCUAACGUGUUGUCUACGGACCAACUGCAUUAUGCUGCUACAGAUGCCUUUGUUUCCUGGUACUUGUAUCAGGCACUGAAGAGCCUUCCGGAGAUUAUUGAUGAUAAAAAGUGAAGCUAAGGUUCCUUGGCCGGAGAAGGAUCUUGUUGCUGAGAAGAAAUGCAGCCUGAACUUCAUUAAUCUAAAGUAUGCUCUACUCGAGCUUUGGCAAUGGCAGCUACUCCAUCCAUUUCUACUAUGUAGUUAAGUUCCAUGUCUCACAUUGUUGUGCAAGUCCUUGUUAUUGAAUCAUAAUUGUAAAACCUCAUGAUAAGGUAAAGCGCUCCAGGUAAUUCUGCUGUUGUAAAAUA